This is a messenger RNA of Daphnia carinata, 4486 nucleotides long. Its product is annotated as alpha-(1,3)-fucosyltransferase C-like. Gene Ontology annotation, cellular component: membrane. The record is from RefSeq and is a predicted model, not a curated record. The transcript has 11 exons. Gene Ontology annotation, molecular function: alpha-(1->3)-fucosyltransferase activity. The coding region runs from base 400 to 1746 and encodes 448 amino acids. NCBI's taxonomy places the organism in Eukaryota, Metazoa, Arthropoda, Branchiopoda, Diplostraca, Daphniidae.
GCUGCACACGUUUUAACGUCAUUUCAUCAAAAUUUAUUGGUUGAAUACUGGUUAAUGUCUAUGAGCUUAAAUGGGUUUUUAACUUACCGCAACAAAAUAUUUGGUCUGUUUUCUUGUUGUGGUCAUUGUCGUCAUUUUUGGAGGGCGUCUUGCGACACCAAUUGUGCUGGACUGCUGGAGGGGAAAAGAGGAAUGCCUUCAACUGGGCACAACACGGAGAGCUCCGCCUUCAGUGGAAAACUUGGCUUUCUAUUGUGGCGCACUUAAGCGCCGUCUACCAUCUACUUAACAGUGUGCGCACUCCAAGUAAAACUAGCGGAUUUUGAAAUUGUCUUCGAAUCGGAUAGUGCCUAACUAAUUGAAAGCCGACGAGCCAAGUUCAGGUGCGAGCGAUACGCGAUGAAAAACGCCAAGAAACUGACGUUGCUGGCCAGUCGGAGACUCCGCCUUGGCUGCCCGGGGAGAACAAUGGCCAACACCCAACAUGUGCUGCUCAGUACCCUAGCUUGUGCCGUUUUUCUCGUAUGUUGUGUUAUCCUCUACGCAAACGUUUCGGAAGAAGAUAAGAGAAUGAAAAGAUCCAUUGUCUCAGCCAAUCGAGGUGAGGCAAUGGUCAAAUCGAAUGACGUCAAGACGCCCGAACGAGAGACUGCGAGAGACAAAAUCGGCAGACUGAUUUUGUUCUGGACUCAGUAUUUCGGCACAAGAGAUUACGAAUUCAAACUGGGACAGGAAGGCUUUGCUGAAGCUGGUUGUCCAGUACGAAAUUGCGUCUUGACGGCCGAUCGGACGCUGUUCAAUGUCAGCGAUGCAAUCAUUUUUCAUGCCAACGAUUUCGAUGAAAAUGAUUUGCCAGACCCACGACAUCGUCGACCGCACCAGCGAUUCAUUUUUUACAAUUACGAAACAAUGGUCGAGUUUGAGGACUACCCCAUGUUCACCCAAACUAAACAUUUCUUUAAUUGGACCAUGACUUAUCGAAGAGAUUCUGACAUUUACGAUGUCCGGCCGUACGGUUCACUUAGAAGGCGGGCGGAUGCGAGUCUCCCACCUUCUAGCAUGCCCAUCAGACUCACACCGGGUACACUACCAGCUGAUCCAGCCUCCCUAAUGACGCCAUUCUCAAACCGUUCCAAAAGUCUCCCAAUUUUAGCCAAAAAGAAGAAAUUACUCGCUUGGUUUGUGUCUCGCUGCCACUCCGACAGCCUCAGAGAAAAAUAUUUCCAACUGGUUGGCCAACACGUGCCCAUCGACAUUUACGGUGGAUGUGGUCCGCUCAAAUGCAUGCCUUCGAGGAGCGAAAAGUGCGACAAGUUGCUGGACAGCUACAAGUUCUACGUGGCUGCCGAGAACGCCAUUUGCGCCGAUUACGUUUCAGAGAAAUUCUACCGAGCCCUGGCGUCCGACAUUGUUCCCGUCGUCUACGGAGGAGCCGAUUAUUCCGCCUACGCUCCACCAUUGUCCUACAUCGAUGCCGCAGAUUUCGUUUCUCCCAAAGCCUUGGCUAAUUAUCUGAAGCUGCUUCAUGAAAACGACGGCCUCUACUUGAAAUACUUUGACUGGAAAAAGGAUUACGAAGUGGUGAGUCGACCGGCCGACGGUUGGUGUGAGCUUUGCAAGAAACUCAACGAUCCCAAUCAACUUGCUAAAGUUUACAAAGAUCUAACCGAUUGGUGGUUUCAUAAGGACAUACCCUGUCAUUCUGGGUAUGAUUUCCUUAAAGGAUUGCUACAGAUCAAUGUGUAAACGAUGAAAGAAUUAAAGAGAGCCAUAUACUUUCCUAUGUAAGAAUUACAAGGUGAGAAGUGUGAGUAUGACUAACAAAAGAUUGUAUUUCCAUAAAUAUGUACAGUUUUUUGUUGAACCAGUUGAACGCGUACACAAUAAGUGUUUACGUCGUUUCUCAUUGGGUUCAGCACAUCCGUUACGGGUUCGUAUGGAGUCGUAACUUGUAAAUCAGGUAUUCGUAUACUUUCAGUUGGUAAUCCUUGACGUAGUGGAAGGCCACGGCGUGUUGUGAGCAGCAUUUCAUGUCCUAAAUUUCAUUGACCAACAAUGGAACCAUAGUGACCGUACUGUUCACGACACACUUAGUAAUACUGACCUGUUUGAGCGGAAAAUAGAACGACCAUUCACGCAGCAUCCAAUAAUCUUCAGGUUUGUAUUUCAAAUGGCCGCAUAUCAUUUCUUCCAGGCUAAACGGUAGAAAACGUUCCUCUUCGUUCUCAUCACGAGAAUCUCCAGCUGCCACGUUCAACUUUUCUAAACAGCUUCCUGCAACAAGUACAAACAGUUUUGUAUGGUUGUCCAGCACUGCACGAAUCAUUGGACAAAAUGGAUGGUGUACCUAACUUGGCAUCCUCAAGUCCUUUGUGACCAGUUCGACGAACCGACGUACGGCUUCUUUCGUCAAAACGUAACCCGAUCCACCGGACAUGAAAUGCUUGCCGUUGUUGGGAUUUUCGUACCUAAAUCCGAAAUGGGUUGGUUUUGCAGCAUCGUAGGAGGACAGCAAGUGACGCAUGUUCUCCAUCACAGCGUACCUAAUUUAACACGGCAAAGUAACUAAAGCUCAACAUUGCUGCAACUUUCACCGAGAAAUGGUCUUUACGUGUCAUCAUCGGCCUUGUAGAACCAAUCAGCUUCGUUCAAGUGAUACGUGUAAAUGUAUUUGAGAGCCUCUUUGGUCUUGCCCCAUAAAUUGGCGUAGGUAUCGUUCACGGGUAAGACGAUGGCAUCAGGUAAUACCUCAUCUUUUAAUGUUUGAAAGUGCGAGUUCCAGCAAUCCGAAUUUCACUUCAAAUUUUGAUUUACCUUGAGCAGAACUCAUGAAUAGUAAGGUGUCGCAACGUUUGCCCCAAGUUUCUCUAAUUAGACGAGCUCUGUUGUGAGUUUUGGGAGACGUGACGAUCCAGCAGAGAAUUCGGUCUCGUUUCUUCAGUGACAUUGCGCUGGAUGUGUCACUCAUUUGUAAUCCUGCCUCUGUUGUGAAAUUUAUUGUGUCGCCACCGUGGCCUUGCCAGUGAGUACGGAAGACACCGUGAUUGUAACAAGUCCAGGACUGCGCUAAUACUUUAGACGAUUCAAAAGCGACUGAUUGUCUAACUUUUCUACAUCAGCACAAUCAGCCGAGUGUCUGUUUGUUUCCUGUGACCCGAAGGCAAAUGAAAUGCCGCGGGCCAGUGCGUCGCUACGGUGCGAUUAGAAACGAAAAAAAACCUCCGUUUACGAUUGGAAAUCCGAGGCUCUCGAAACGGUUAGCGGACAAUGCUGUCGUGCGAGAAUCGAGAAAAUUUGAUUCGAAUCAAUACGAACUGGUUUGUGGACAUGGCGUCGGAAAAGGGAGCCUCAACCGGAUAGAAAAAUCGAUCGGACAAAAGUUUGACAUCUUCGCAUUGAUUGCUUUUUGAAUUGCCCGCCACUACACCGCACAUCCUGCUCAUGAUUUCACCCACUAGUGCCGGCCCGUGAUAAGCAUACGCUUCCGGAUCGUAUUCGACGGCCAAUAAUCGGACGAGUUCGGCAGACAACCAGUGGCCGCGUUCCAGGUGCAUCACCCCGUUGCUAAACACUUCCAGUCUGCUGCUGCCGUACACCAAACAAUUACGGAACACGUCACCUUGGAUGCGGAUGUAAUCGGACAGACUGAGGAAUCAUGGUCCAACAUUCCAAUGCCAACGAGACAAUAAUGACUGCCAACUUCUUGCCAUCCUUGAACAGAUACAAUGGCCUUGGUAAAAGAAGAUUCUUCGUAAAAUUUUUAGAUACAUAGGCUACCAAAAACGUCUGUAACUCUGGUCUGGCGCCGCUGUCUCCACUUCCCGCUUGCCAUUCCACAUACUAGUGCGUUGAACUCGUAUGACAUGUAGGCUAACGGUGGCGUCUACCUAUAACGUGCUGGGUUUCUGUUGAAAAGUUUAAUUCUCUUGCUGGGCGUAUUUUCCAUCCAGAAUCGUUACACCAUGCAAUCUCGUAUCCCAAAAAUCCCAGCAAUGGAAAUCGCGUGAAACUACCAACGUCCCAUGGAUUCUAUUCGGAAUCGAAGCGGACGAUCUUGAUCCAUCGAAGCUUAACCCAGUCAUGAUGCUGUUCCACCGAAGACUCAAAGUUGGUGUGAAUUUCUGUGCUUAAAUGGGCUACUUUGGACAACAUGCCCGGACGCCUUCAUAUCGGGCGAUGGGAACAUACUUGGUCGUAAAUGGAAGAAAGUGGCCGCAUUUUACCAAUUGGAGAAUAGCAUUUCAAAUAUUAAAUUCCAUUCGUCAGCGUCUCCAUCGUAUAUCAUCCAGUCGUUUACAGCGCGCCAACAGCAAGAAAUCUUUCCCGUCUUGUUGAUGUCUGUUGUCAUCAAUAGCCUCGACAUGGCAGAUUUAGGCUUCAUUUUCACAGUUCUCCAACUAGCUCGAAUGCAUAGUUUUUCAGUAUGUGUGUAUUAGCAACCUAACCAGCUGACACAGCCUCGGAUAAUAAAGCUCCUUUAUAACUA